Molecule: messenger RNA, 5769 nt
Organism: Anopheles gambiae (African malaria mosquito)
Lineage: Eukaryota; Metazoa; Arthropoda; Insecta; Diptera; Culicidae
Exons: 3
Coding region: 3557-4591 (344 amino acids)
Source: RefSeq, a predicted model, not a curated record
GGAAAGCGGGGCAAAAUGGGCAUGUGGGGCAAAAUGGGCACCCUCUAUUUAAGCAUUAUUUGACUACAAAAAUACUUUCCAAUGCUCAAAAUGUAUUCAUUAGAGUGUUCUAUGAACACCAUGUAAGUUUCAUAACUCUAACACAACAAAUAACCAAGAAAAGUGCAAAAUAAGGUUUAGUAGCAUAUUGAUGUAAUUUUUGUCACUUCGAAAAUAAGCUUAACCCAGUGUCACAGGGAUGCGUUGAAGUUUUACAUUAUAUAUUAUUAAAGAUAUGAUAUUUCUAUACAAUUUGUCUGAAGAAAGCAAGGCGAUCGAAUGCGUAUUUUUACUAAUAUCACAUAAAAUACAAAAAUGCUUCACGUGGGGCAAAAUGGGCAGUUACGCUUGGGGCAAAAUGGGCAGAUACUUUUGACAAAUGGCGUUUGGUGAGGCUAUGGUGUUGUAUUUGUCGCCUCAAUAAUGAUAACAGACACAGCUUCAAAAGAAUCGAUUUUGUAGAUUUAAACGUGUAAAAACUGUUUUAAUUUUGAUAACAUAUUUUUGGAAGAAUUUUAAGGGCUUUUCUGACCAGCAAAACAAAAGAUAGAACGAAAAUACAUUUCACGACACGUGCGCAAAAGCAUAGACCAUUACCUAAGCGCAGUUGUUGUGGCCCAUUUUGCCCCAGUGUUUUGACGUUUCACAGUUUGUUUACAUAUGCCCAUUUUGCCCCAGGGCUAUGCCCAUUUUACCCCGCGUGUCAAAAAUGCUUCUCGUAAAACAUCAACUUUUAUUUUACAUUAUUUACAUGUUUUUAUGUUGUUUUCAUUCUAUGUGGCAAUUUAAAUCCAUAGAUAAAUGGUGGAAGCAUGCAAUAAUGAAAGAAAAAUUGUGUUUUAUGGCAUAUUCAAAGGAAUAUUCAGUAAACUGCUUAACAUGCCCAUUUUGCCCCGCUUUCCCCUACAUAUAAUGUGUUUUAUGUUUAUAUAGUUUAAUAUGCGGCUAGCUAAUUUCGCUGCCGUGGUUAGCAUACCGGACAUGCAGAUUAUGGGGUUGCGGACGCCAAACGAAAUCCGGGGUGCAAUAACCGGAAUCGCACGUGUACAUCUUGGCUUGUACGUCGUGGCUUUGUGAUGAGCGGGUCGAUCCGAACUUACCGGGUCAGUGUCAUCCGUAAGUGACCAGUAGUCGUUCGGGUCGACCCGAAAGGUACAAGUAGGUAAAGUAGGCCCAAGCACCGGGUCGGAAAUGAUUAUACUUUUACGUACCUACUGAUUAUUCGGGUUGACCCAAACUCGCUGCACCCACAGGUCGAAUUUCAUUCCUAAAGUGAUCUAGCAACCCUUAUUGCAACCAUGGUUCGGGAUCGAUUCCGUGAGACUCCGGAUCGUAUCGUAAAAUUAAUCGUAUGACCCACCCCAAGUAUAGCUGAACCCACGAGAGCAGUAAAGGACAGUUAACACUUUUGUUUGAAACCCGGAAAUAAAUGCCCGCCUGGCUGGAGGAAUUCAAGCGAGACCACCAUACAAUGCAUGCAUAAAUUAUAUUAUGACAUAACAUAAACGAUAAAAUUUUAUUAUGAGCGUGAUUAUUACAAUCUAAAUUAAUAAUUUAAUUAAUUAAUUAAUUAAUUAAUUAAGCCUGUCUCGUGGUACAGUCGUCAACUCGUACGAAUUAACAACAUGCUCGUCAUGGGUUCAAGCCCCAAAUAGACCGUGCCGCCAUACGUAACACUGACAAUCCUGCUAUGGGGGGUUAUUCAAAAGUCACUGAAAGCCAACACGACAAGUGGUACAGCCAGGCCUUGAUCGACACCGGUUGUUGAGUCAAAAGAAAAAAAAAUAGUUCGAUCUGGACCAGUCAUAUGGUUAACUUUUAAUAAAUAAUUUGAAAUUUAACAAACCCUGUUUUCCAUACAAACGCAUGCUUUUAAAUUGAACUGUCAACCAAGUAUCAAGUGUUCAAUUAAAAAGCAUGCCAACGAAUAAGCGUUGAACUACAGUCAGAAUUCAAUAGUUUGUAUCAGAAUACCGGUUUUUUUUUAAUUUCACAAAAAUCUCAUGGCCUGCCGAGAAAAAUUUCAUUUUUUUGUAUGGAAAAACGUGCCGACUAAAAAGCACAUACUCAAUAGUUGGCAUGGAAUCGAAGUUCAACCAAUGAGGUCAGAUUGUUCUGUUAUUUUGUUCUUUUGAUCAAAUAGCCAUUGCCCAAGAGAAAUGUAAUAAUAAUUUUCUUUACCUGUGUAUCUGCAUAAUGGUAUUGCUAAAAAUCAAAGUAUUACCCUGGUUUAUAUAAGGAUUCAAUGGGUAAAUAUCUAAACAUUACACCUGCUAGUGUUUAUCCUGUUACAUAAGUACCUUAAAAUAAAUGUACUAAAUAGUCCGUUACAUAAGAAAAUAGAAAAUCCUACCUCUUUUCUGUCUUAUAAAAACCCGCGCAAUUUUUGUUUGUGUCAAUACGAUUCGGGCAGUCGUUUCACUCGGUGUUGUUAUGCGUGCUCUGUACAGUUAUAAAUUUUGUGCAAUACUGUUAUAAUACAAGUGCAGAAUAAUACAAGUGUAUAUUUUAAAUAUUCAACGUGCCGUGAAUUUCACUCAAUCACGACAAUGUCGGCCAAAGACAAGCGCAAGUCAGGAUCCACGUAUAGAUCCAUAGAAGCCAAUAAUAAAAAGCUUGAUGCUGAAUUGUUUGGAGAAAGUAGUGAAGCUGGGCCAAGUAAUAUUCAGACAGCUACGUCAAAUGUAGAGUUCAGUGAACACCCGCAUUGUGAGAACCAUCCUUGUCCAUUUGAUGAAUACAUCUUGCAAGAAGAAUACGUCAGUGAUUGGGUUACUAUCGAUGCAUUCGACGAUAUGGAAGUAUAUGAAGAGGUCAACGAAGAUUACGAUGAAGCUGAGGAAACUAUACACAGUACACAAGAGUCUCAACACGAGGAGGAACCAUUUGAUGAGCUUAUUCGAAAUUGAUCAUUAAAAACAUACCAAACACAUCAAGCGCUAAAUGGACUAUUAGAAAUUUUACGUAAAAAAAACGGACUACCAACUGCCGAAAGAUGCUCGCACGUUGCUUAAGACAAGGCAAUGUGGAAAAGAAACGUACCCUAUAGCAGGGGGAGAAUUUUGGUUCACUGGGGUACGAUCGGUUCUCAAGGAUCACUUUCGCGAUGUACCACCAAGAGUCAGCAAAUUUUCGUUGAACUUUUCGAUUGAUGGACUUCCACUGCACAAGAGCACUCGAAAACAGUUUUGGCCCAUAUUAAUGAGCAUUCAAGAAAUGCCGGAAGUUCCAGUAUUGAUGGUUGGCAACUUUUUUGGUGAAUCGAAACCAAAGAGUGUUGAGGAAUAUCUGCGUCCGCUAGUCGACGAGCUAAAUGGGUUGAUGGAUAAUGGCAUUGUAAUAGCCAAUAAGCCAAUCGAAAUACACGUUAGAGCUUUCAUCGCGGACUCACCAGCACGAGCAUUCAUAAAAGGUAAAUUAUAAAUGAUUAUUUCUGCGCGUUCCUUGCAUUGGUUGUACGAUGGAAAGUAUGUCCAUCGUAUAAACCAAAAUUUGUGCGUUACGAGCAUCUAACCUAAUGAGCGUAUUCCGGCAGCGCACGCAACAAUUAUGUCCAUGGCACUCGGAGGGCAAUGGCAUACUUGGGGAAUCCAAACUCCCUGCAACUGUGUCACGCAAAAGCACAGCUGAAGCCAACGGUUGCUGUCGCCCGACAAUACCAGUCGGUUCUGGUUGUGCAGCAGACACCGUCGGCUCGUUCUCGUUAAAACAAGCCGAUGUGUUUUGCAAUUGUGAAUCAGCCGCAUCAACACUCAUAUCAUCUGACACGAGUGAGUCGAGCAGCUGUGCCACAACUGCAUCAUCACCACCGGAAGCCGCCGCUUGCAACGACGAAUGGGCAGUUGAGCUCGGCUGCAGCUCCCCGAUGCGCCGAGCGAUUCCGGGCGGUCGAGCCGCAACAGCAACACGACCACCAGCAGCCGCUUGCACCGUUGAACGUGCAGCCGAACUCGGCUGUUGUCCGUCGUUGCGUCGAGCGAUACCGGGUGGCCGUGUCACACUAGCAACUCCACCACCGGAAGCCGCUGGCAACGACGAAUGGACAGCUGAACUCGGCUGUUGUCCUUCGAUGAGUCGAACGGUACCGUGUGGCCGUGUCACAACAGCAACACCACCACCAGAAGCCGCUUGCACCGUUGAACAUCUAGCUGAGUUCGGCUGUUGUCCGUCGUUGCGCCGAGCGAUUCCGGGCGGCCGUGCCGCAACAGCAACACGACCACCUGCAGCCGCUUGCACCGUUGAACGUGCAGCCGAACUCGGCUGUUGUCCGUCGUUGCGCCGAGCGAUUCCGGGCGGCCGUGCCCCAACAGCAACACCACCACCAGAAGCCGCUUGCACCGUUGAACAUCUAGCUGAGUUCGGCUGUAGUCCGUCGUUGCGCCGAGCGAUACCGGGCGGCUGUGUCACACUAGCAACACCACCACCAGAAACCGCUUGCACCGUUGAACGUGCAGCUGAACUCGGCUGUUGUCCGUCGAUGCGUCGAACGGUACCGGGCGGCCGUGCACCAACAACAACACUUCCACCGGCAGCCGCUUGCAACGACGAAUAGGCAGCUGAACUCGGCUGCAGAUCACCGAUGUGUCGAGCGAUUCCGGGCGGCCGUGCCCCAACAGCAACGCCACCACCAGAAGCCGCUUGCACCGUUGAACAUGCAGCUGAACUCGGCUGUUGUCCGUCGAUGCGUCGAACGGUACCGGGCGGCCGUGCACCAACAACAACACUUCCACCGGCAGCCGCUUGCAACGACGAAUAGGCAGCUGAACUUGGCUGCAGAUCACCGAUGUGUCGAGCGAUUCCGGGCGGCCGUGCCCCAACAGCAACGCCACCACCAGAAGCCGCUUGCACCGUUGAACGUGCAGCUGAACUCGGCUGUUGUCCGUCGAUGCGCCGAACGGUACCGGGCGGCUGUGUCACACUAGCAACACCACCACCAGAAACCGCUUGCACCGUUGAACGUGCAGCUGAACUCGGCUGUAGUCCGUCGUUGCGUCGAGCGAUACCGGGUGGCCGUGUCACAGUAGCAACGCCACCACCAGAAACCGCUUGCAUCGGCGAAUAUACAACUGAACUCGGCUGCUGGUCCCCAAUGCGUCGAACAGUUCCGGACGGCAGUGUCACAACAGUAACACCACCACCAGCAGCUACUUGCAACGGCGAAUAUGCUACUGAAGUCGGUUGCUGCUCACCAAGGCGUCGGACGAUUUCAAACGGCAGUGUCACAACCGUAUCACAUCCACCAGCAGUCGCUUGCACCGUUGGACUUGCAGCCGUACUCGGCUGUUGUCCAUCGUUGCGUUGCUCUGUUCCGGUUGGCCGUGUCACAAGAGCAACACUACCACCGAAUGCAGCCGACACCGUUGAUGAAGCAGAUGCCGUGGCUAGUUGUCCCUCUUCAAAACGCGUAACUGCUCGCACAUCUAUACAAGCCGGGAUCCGGCCUAAACAAAACAACAGUUCAUCCCGGUCUCCUUCAACUAGACGCGCUUCGUUCCCCGGUGAAGACAUGAUGUUUUUGCUGCACAUAAACACAAAAAGGUAUUAAUUUUAUGGUUGUUUAACUUUUUAUCACAAUAACUUACACUUUCUAUCUUUUUAUUUCAGUAAUACCCUGUAAACUGUAACAUAUAUCGAUUUAUAACACUGUCCUAAUGCUGUUGUAAACGUUUUGAAGCCGGUUUUGUGAAUGAUGCGCUGUCAGCCUAAUAAAAAAUGGAUGUGUAAAAAUGA